AUGAGGACGGCCAGACGGGCAAGCAAUGUGGAGGUACCCUCAUUCCUCCGCCAGCUGGUCAAAGAGACAGAGAAGAUGGUCACCUUCUUCUUCAAAGGGGGGCCCAGGGAAAGAACACCUGAGGAGGAGGAAAAUUUGGAUGAUGAUGACUCGAUGCCAAGCCCGUAUCUGGAGCGUCCCGUAUUAGAGAAGCAUGUGUCAGAGGGGGGUUCUCAGUUAGGGAUGAACUAUGCUGUGGCAAGCAUGCAGGGCUGGAGGACUCAGAUGGAGGAUGCCCACACCUGCAUGCCUCGGCUGAGCGGAGAGCUGUCAGAUUGGGGAUACUUUGCUGUGUUUGACGGACAUGCAGGCACCACAGUUGCACAGUACUGCUCCAGAAAUCUGCUCGAUCGCAUCCUGGCUACAGGUGGGAUUAAAGCAAGCGAGGACCCUGAGCAGGUGAAGGAGGGGAUCCGUGAGGGCUUCCUGGACAUUGAUAGUCACAUGCACAAACUUGCUCGUGAGGACAGCUGGGACCGUAGUGGCUCCACUGCAGCAGCAGUGUUGAUUUCCCCUCGUUACAUUUACUUUAUCAACUGUGGUGACUCCCGCACCCUGCUCUGCCAUAACGGCAAAGUGGCCUUUUACACCGAGGACCACAAGCCAUUCAACCCCAGAGAGAAAGAGCGUAUCCAGAACGCUGGAGGCUCAGUGACCCUGCAGAGAGUGAACGGGUCGCUGGCUGUCUCCAGAGCACUGGGAGACUUUGACUUCAAGGAGGUGGACUGGAGGCCACAGACUGAGCAGUUAGUGUCACCGGAGCCAGAAGUGUACGAGCUGGAGAGGACGCCUGAAGACGAGUUCCUAAUUCUAGCAUGUGAUGGUGUUUGGGACGCCAUUGGUAAUGAGGAACUCUGCGCCUUCGUGCGCAGCCGUCUGCAGGUGUGCGAUGACCUGAGAGAGAUUUGUACCCAAGUCAUUGACCUCUGUCUCUACAAGGGCAGCUUGGACAACAUCAGCAUCAUCAUUGUCUGCUUCCCUGGCGCCCCCCAGGUGUCACAAGAGGCACUGCAGCAGGAGGCAGAGCUGGAGCAGCAGAUAGAUAUGAAAGUGGGAGAAAUUAUCCAGAUGAUGAGGUCCAGAGAUGAAGACCCUGAUCUUUUGUAUGUGAUCAAAUUCCUGGCUGCAGAAGAAAUGCCUGGACUUCCACCAGGAGGAGGCAUAACCAGCAAGCGCGACUGUAUCAUCGCUGCGUAUCAGAAACAUGUUAUGACUCUCAGGACUCAAGAGCCUAUGGACAUCGAAGGAUCAGAGGAGGACUCAAACUAA
Molecule: messenger RNA, 1308 nt
Organism: Scomber scombrus (Atlantic mackerel)
Lineage: Eukaryota; Metazoa; Chordata; Actinopteri; Scombriformes; Scombridae
Gene: ppm1na
Product: protein phosphatase, Mg2+/Mn2+ dependent, 1Na (putative)
Exons: 6
Coding region: 1-1308 (435 amino acids)
Biological process (GO): protein dephosphorylation; positive regulation of canonical NF-kappaB signal transduction; negative regulation of canonical NF-kappaB signal transduction
Cellular component (GO): cytosol; nucleus
Molecular function (GO): manganese ion binding; protein serine/threonine phosphatase activity; magnesium ion binding
Source: RefSeq, a predicted model, not a curated record